GCAACAGCACCUGGAUAACGCAGAGGGUCACGCAGUGUAGUUGCUGAAACUAACCUGACUGAUCGGUAAUGGUCCAGGACCUACAGCACGCCUGCCAGAGAGAAACUCCGCGGGCAGCAGCUCCCACGGACCGUCGGGAACUGUCAGUGACUCACUGACAUGCAUUUGUCAUGCAACCAAGCGUCGAGGGGAGAAAAGCCACACAUUGACGGCUUGGCUCUAUCCAGAGCCCCCAGAGUUUCGCCUCACACCACGCUUUGCUUUUUGUUUGAACUCCCUCCCCCUCCUUUGUGGCAGCUUCUACGGGGCUCAGUGGGGAUCCCCUGCUGCGGCUCGUGCAUGCCUACCCGCCUGCUAUUGGCUGCAAAUGAAGGGCAGUUUGCCGCGGAAACGCCAGCCUUGCCACGGUUAAUCGGGACUUGGGGAGUCUCUUUUCCAGGCCUUGAACACAGAAAGGGUGAACCGGAGAUGCUGGCCUGCGAGAGGCAAAGUUCUCGCUAGAGCGGCGAGAAGCCCGCCCCUACGUCCUCUUGCUUCUCACGCUCAUUGGCUGAGGCGGCGAGGACGCGUCUCCAGGGCGAGUGGCAGCCAUUGGUGCGGGAGGCGAUCCGAGUUCCCGGAUGAGGGAACAUUCUGCAGUAUAAAGGGAGCGGGGAAGGCGGGAGACAGCGCAGUUUGAAUCGCGGUGCGCCAGAGCAGUAGCCGGCGGGAUCUCUGCCCAGGUGUUUGCUUGGUCCAUUCUCUGCCGUGAGCGUGUGUGCGAGAGGGCUUCACGCACAACUCAAAAUGGCUGGCGGGAAGGCUGGGAAGGACUCCGGAAAGGCGAAGACAAAGGCGGUUUCCCGCUCGCAGAGAGCUGGUUUGCAGUUCCCAGUGGGCCGUAUUCAUCGGCAUCUGAAGUCCAGGACAACGAGCCAUGGACGCGUGGGAGCCACUGCUGCUGUGUAUAGUGCAGCCAUCCUGGAAUAUCUAACUGCAGAGGUUCUUGAGCUGGCAGGAAAUGCAUCAAAAGACUUGAAGGUGAAGCGCAUCACUCCUCGCCACUUGCAGCUUGCCAUUCGCGGGGAUGAAGAAUUGGACUCUCUUAUUAAGGCAACAAUUGCUGGUGGUGGUGUGAUUCCACACAUCCAUAAAUCUCUGAUCGGAAAGAAAGGACAACAGAAGACUGUUUAAAGGAUGCCUGGAUUCCAUGUUAUCUCAGGACUCUAAAUAUUCUUAAACAACUGUCCAGUGUUGGUGAUUUCCAGUGGACUGUAUCUCUGUGAAAACCACAAUUUUGCCUUUUUGUAAUUCUAUUUUGAUUAAGUUGGAAGCUUACUUAAGCUUUCCAGCCAACCAAAUUUCUGCAUUGAAGUCUUAACCAUAUUUAAGUGUUACUGUGGCUUCAAAGAAGCUAUUGAUUCUGAAGUAGUGGGUUUUGAUUGAGUUGACUGUUUUUAAAAAUCUGUUUGGAUUUUAAUUGUGAUGCAGAAGUUAUAGUAACAAACAUUUGGUUUUGUACAGACUUUUAUUUCCACUCUGGUGGAUAAGUUCAAUAAAGGUCAUAUCCAAAACAA
Monodelphis domestica (gray short-tailed opossum) is the source of this 1556-nucleotide messenger RNA. It is a transcript of the gene H2AZ1, whose product is annotated as H2A.Z variant histone 1. Gene Ontology annotation, molecular function: DNA binding; protein heterodimerization activity; structural constituent of chromatin. Gene Ontology annotation, cellular component: nucleosome. The record is from RefSeq and is a predicted model, not a curated record. Lineage: Eukaryota; Metazoa; Chordata; Mammalia; Didelphimorphia; Didelphidae.